This is a messenger RNA of Hipposideros armiger (great roundleaf bat), 6249 nucleotides long. RefSeq names its product protocadherin gamma-C4. The record is from RefSeq and is a predicted model, not a curated record. The transcript has 4 exons. Gene Ontology annotation, cellular component: plasma membrane. Gene Ontology annotation, molecular function: calcium ion binding. NCBI's taxonomy places the organism in Eukaryota, Metazoa, Chordata, Mammalia, Chiroptera, Hipposideridae. Gene Ontology annotation, biological process: homophilic cell-cell adhesion. The coding region runs from base 1618 to 4449 and encodes 943 amino acids.
CAGGCUCAGCCAAUGCUUGAGGGUUAUUCCAAUCCAGGCAUAUGGCUGGGCCAUGUUCCAGAGAGUACUGGCCUCUCUGUAAGAGCCCGUAGUGAUGUCACCAUUUUUGUGAGUGGUAACUUUGUGGUAGAUGCUGCGUUUUAGAAGUGUUUUGUGAAUUAACCAGGGAGUUGUCACAGAUUAGUACGCGGGUGUGGGUUAUGCCCUUAUCUGAGGGUAAGAAAUAAAAGUAAGUGAUCGAGAGCCAGGGUAUUGUGGAAGCAUGCUGCCAGAAUGUGGGAGCAUAGAAAGCUAUAGUGCACGAGGAUAGGGUGCACUGGUCCCCUAACUCCAGGUGGCUGCUUUCUCUACUCUUCAUGAAUGAAGGGGCCAGGUUCUGGACUACUUUAACACUAAGCUACCAUUUCCCAGUGGAUUGAGGGAAACUAAUACCUUUGCCCCAUGGUAUCAAGUACUCCCUAACCCACUGUGAAAGGAACUCUCUUCUUGAAACACAGAAGAGAGCACAAAGAGGAAAGAGCCAAGGAAGUAGAGCAGCAUCAAGGUGGAAGCAGAGAUCUGUUAGUCUAGGUCUUCAGGACUCCCAGUCAAGUCCCCACUGGGAUUUGGGCUAGAUCAGUAGACUGGGCACAGGGGAGCAUUACCUCUUAGGUUAAAAAAAAAAGGCAGUAAAUGAAAUCACUUAAUGUCAGAAAACUGAUUUGCAGAUGAGGAAUUCAUAGAGAUGGCUACUCUAGGAGUCUCUAAGUAGAGUUUUUCAGAAUUGGUGAAACCAUAAAGCCCAGAGGUCAUGCCUCGCUUCUAGUCACCCUCCUGGGUGACCCGGAUCAGUCCCAGAAAUGUUCCCCCUUCCACAGACUGUGAUGCUCAUUCCACAGCUCAAGUCUAGAAUCUCAAGAAAGCUGAGUUCUAUACCAUCAGCUGACAUUGAGAUUCCUCAAAGCAUUGCUGGAAAGUCAGAGCAAGACUGUAGAAGAUCCUAACAAAUCUCUUCUCUCAUCUUAGCAGCGUUUGGCAGGAUGGGGGUGGGAGGGGGAACUCAUGGGCUUCGCCUUCCCCAGAAGGACAAACUUUUGUUGGUCCAGGCAAAGUAGUGGAAGCUUCUGAAGUCAUGCAGGAAGUUGCUGGAUGAGAACACUGGGAAGUUUUGUACUACUUUGUCUUCCCUGUUGAGCACCAUCUGAGCUGUCAAAUUUUGCUGCCAAGGGGGCUGAAUCAACCUGCAGCACGAAACGAGUGGGGAGGCAGGAGGCUUCUGUGACACAGAUUUGCAACACCCCGUUCCUAAGGUUUCCAGGACUGAGGAGACUUCAUAAUUGGUUCAGAGCAGACAGACUUUUUGGCCAAUCAGACUCAGAGCUGAGGUGGGGGAUCUGCUCUUCCUGCCCGCCUCUCCUCCCCCAGCUCCCCAGCUCCACUCAGAUUCAAUUCCCCUCCCCCUGCCCACCCACCCCCGCCAUUUGGUGACUAAGAAGAACUGCUGCAGGCAGACAAACCCCGGAGCAGUUUUUAAGAGGCUGGAAGGAGACACGAGAUUUCAGCUGCUACAUUCCAAGCUCUGGGUCUACCUUGGAGACGGUUCGGCAAAGUCAGUGUCCAGGAAGGGACUUCUGGGUCAUGGGGCCCAAGACACACCCACAGCUCGCUGGGAAAUGGCAAGUGCUGUGCAUGUUGUCCUUGUGCUGGGGCCGGGUGUCUGGGCAGCUUCGUUACUCAGUGGUGGAGGAGUCUGAGCCAGGGACGCUGGUGGGGAAUGUUGCUCAGGAUCUAGGCUUAAAGAUGACAGAUCUGUUGAGCCGCCGACUGCGGUUGGGCUCUGAGGAGAAUGGGCACUAUUUUUCCCUGAGCUUCAUGAGUGGUGCUCUGGCAGUAAAUCAAAAGAUUGACCGAGAGAGCCUGUGUGGAGCCAGCACCAGCUGCCUGCUGCCAGUGCAAGUAGUGACCGAACACCCACUGGAACUAAUCCGUGUAGAGGUAGAGAUCCUAGAUCUCAAUGACAACUCUCCUAGCUUUGCCACCCUUGAGCGAGAGAUACGCAUCUCAGAAUCAGCCACAUUUGGGGCCCGAUUCCCACUGGAUAGUGCCCAGGAUCCAGACGUGGGCACCAAUACUGUGAGUUUCUACACUCUGAGCCCCAACAACCACUUCUCUCUGAAUGUGAAGACCCUAAAAGAUGGGAAGCUGUUCCCAGAGCUGGUACUAGAGCAGCAGCUGGACCGUGAAACCCAGGCAAGACAUCAGUUGGUACUCACUGCUGUGGAUGGGGGUAUCCCAGCCCUUUCAGGGACCACCCUUAUCUCUGUCAUUGUGCUGGACAUCAAUGAUAAUGCUCCAACCUUCCAGUCCUCAGUUCUACGUGUGGGACUCCCAGAGAAUGCACCCAUGGGUACACUGCUGCUCCGCCUCAAUGCCACUGAUCCGGACGAGGGCACCAAUGGCCAAGUAAAUUAUUCUUUUGGAGACCAUACAUCUGAGGCAGUACGGAAUCUCUUUGGCCUAGAUCCUAGCAGUGGAGCAAUCUAUGUUUUGGGUCCCAUAGACUUUGAGGAGUCAAGUUUCUAUGAAAUUCAUGCAAGAGCCCGUGACCAGGGACAGCCAUUCAUGGAAGGCCACUGUGUGAUUCAAGUGGAUGUGGGGGAUGCCAAUGACAAUGCCCCAGAGGUACUACUGGCCUCUUUGGUCAACCCUGUCCUGGAGAGCACACCAGUGGGCACAGUAGUGGGAUUGUUUAACGUGCGGGACCGAGACUCAGGGAGAAAUGGUGAAGUGAGCCUUGAUAUCUCUCCGGACCUGCCAUUUCAGAUUAAGCCUUCUGAGAACCAUUACUCACUGCUAACCAGCCAGCCCUUGGACCGUGAGGCCACAUCCCACUAUAUCGUGGAGCUGCUGGCCAGCGAUGCAGGGUCACCUCCCCUGCACGCACAUCUCACCAUCAGGCUCAACAUUUCAGAUAUUAAUGACAAUGCACCCUACUUCAUCCAGCAGCUCUAUAUGGCUUACAUCCCAGAGAAUCGGCCUCCAGGUUCCCUUCUCUGCACUGUGACUGCCUCCGAUCCAGAUGCUGGGGAUAAUGCCCGUCUCACCUACUCCAUUGUAGGGAAUCAGAUUCAGGGAGCCCCAGCCUCCUCCUUUGUGUAUGUCAACCCUGAGGAUGGGCGGGUCUUUGCCCAGCGCACCUUCGACUAUGAAUUGCUGCAGAUGCUACAGAUCACGGUGGGGGUUCGAGACUCUGGCUCUCCCCCAUUGCAUGCCAACACAUCUCUGCAUGUGUUUGUCCUGGACCAGAAUGAUAAUGCCCCAGCGGUGCUGCACCCAAGGCCUGGCCGGGAACUCUCAGUCCCCCAUCGUGUCUCUCGCUCUGUGCCUCCUGGCUCCUUGGUCACCAAGGUGACAGCCGUGGAUGCUGAUGCAGGCCACAAUGCAUGGCUCUCCUAUUCACUGUUGCCACAGUCCACAGCCCCAGGGCUGUUCCUGGUGUCUGCACACACUGGUGAGGUGCGCACAGCCCGGGCCUUACUGGAGGAUGACUCUGACACUCAACAGGUGGUGGUCCUAGUGAGAGACAACGGUGACCCUUCGCUCUCCUCUACAGCCACAGUGCUGCUGAUUCUGGAGGAUGAGGACCCUGAGGAAAUGCCCAAAUCCAGUGACUUCCUCACACACCCUCCUGAGCGUUCAGACCUUACCCUUUACCUCAUUGUGGCUCUUGCAGCCAUCAGCCUCUUGUCCUUAGUCACCUUCACCUUCCUGUCAGCUAAGUGCCUUCGGGGGCACGAAGAUGGGGAUGGGGGUGGGGGCCAGUGUUGCAGGCGCCAGGACUCACCCUCCCGGGACUACUAUAAACAGUCCAGUCCCAACCUACAGGUUAGCUCAGAUGGCACCCUCAAGUACAUGGAGGUGACGCUGCGGCCCGCAGACUCGCAGAGCCAUUGCUACAGGACGUGCUUUUCACCAGCCUCGGAUGGCAGCGACUUUACUUUUCUAAGGCCCCUCAGCGUUCAGCAGCCCUCAGCUCUGGCGCUGGAGCCUGACUCCUUCCGGUCCCGCUCUAACACGCUGCGGGAGCGGAGCCAGCAAGCCCCACCCAACACGGACUGGCGUUUCUCUCAGGCCCAGAGACCCGGCACCAGCGGCUCCCAAAAUGGCGAUGAAACCGGCACCUGGCCCAAUAACCAGUUUGACACAGAGAUGCUGCAAGCCAUGAUCUUGGCCUCUGCCAGCGAAGCCGCUGAUGGGAGCUCCACCCUGGGAGGGGGCGCUGGCACCAUGGGCUUGAGUGCCCGCUAUGGGCCCCAGUUCACCCUGCAGCAUGUGCCCGACUACCGCCAGAACGUCUACAUCCCUGGCAGCAAUGCCACACUGACCAACGCAGCGGGCAAGCGGGAUGGCAAGGCCCCAGCAGGCGGCAACGGUAACAAGAAGAAGUCGGGCAAGAAGGAGAAGAAGUAAUGUGGAGGCAGGGCAUGGAGCCCCAGGGCUGCUUCCCCCCCAGCCAGCCCAGCGUCUCCCUACCUGGACCCUGGCCUCACAUUUCCAGGGCUCAUCCCCAGGAUCCUGGUCAGGGCCCAGGCCAUGCGCCCCUUGGGAACCAGAAACAAGUGCCCAGUCAACACCCCCCUUUCUGCCCCCAGGGGAUUGAAUAUGCAAAGGGAGUUCUGCUGGGAACCCCCAUCCAAUCACUUGCUGUGCCCAUGGGGGUAGUGGGGUUAGUGUAGACAUCAUUUAUCACACCCCCUUUAGUUAUAGCUGAACUCGAUCAUCCAAAUUCAGUCAGAUCCAACUGCCUCCCCCCCUACCCAUCCCACCCCACUCUACUCCUUCAACAGCUCCUCUUUCUUGUGUAAGGUGGUUGGGGUGUUGAGGUACCUGGUGACCUAAAAAGGCUCACAGUUCUGAAGAGUUGGAAGAGCAUCAUGACCUCUUGGUCUCUCCUUCAAUUCUCCAGUUUCCCUCAAAGCAUGGUUUGGUGCCAGUCCCUUCACCUCCUUCCAGAGCCAGAGACCAAGCUCAAGUUUUGGGAGAUAGGGUCACCGUUCCCUUGGUACUGAUGCUUGCUGGAUUUAGGGAGGGCAUUUUGCUACCAUGCCUCUUCCCAAUGCCCUAGGGACCAGUUUUUUGUUUCGUUUUGUUUUUCAUUGUUUGAUGUUACCACUGCAUGCUGUGACUUACUCCUCCCCAAACAAGAGACUCCGUUGCAUGUUCCAAGACAGUAUGGGAUAGUAAGAUAAAGAAGGGAAGGGUGUGUAUGUGGAUGGGGGAUGGACAAAGCUCGACCCAUCAGUAAACAGGGUCUUACAAGAGGCUUUGUAUGACUUCAGGGUACUGACCAGAUCCCCAAAUUCCAGCCAUAAACCAAUCACCAGGCUGGACCCUCAUUCACCCACCAAAUAUAGGGCUCUGCCCAGGCAGCCAGCUCUAGGCUGAGCUGCCAGCACCAAUGGAUUUAAACUGGCAUUACAGUCCAAGGAAGCUCUGAGCAGGUUUGGGACCAGGUCCCCAGGAGAGAUAAGGGGGGCCUCUGUGGGUGCUGGGUACUCCACAGGUGCCACUGGUGGAAGGAUCAGUGUGACCCCCACUCACCCCAGCAGGAAGGGAGGGCCAGCUAGGCCAUUCUUAGCCCUGGGUUGGGGAGGCAAGGCGCUAGAGCAGAAACCAAGUGGACAGAAAUUCUCAGCCCUGAAUCAGGCUUCUCCAGAGAGCCCCUGCAUUCCCCAAGGCUCGGUCCUUCACCUUUCCAGGUGCCAUUUCUUCUCUGUGGCCACUGCCCAGGCCCCCAGUCCGCCCCCUAGUGGCCAGAGCCUGGUUAAAGUCCCCAGUGCCUCCUUGUGUAUAAACCUUCCUCUGCCCACCCACUUCUGCCCCCGGAGUCCCGCGUUACGCGGGGCUACGUGAGAACCCCACCCCCCAGUCCUUACAGUAGUGUAGAGCCUCCCUCCCUUUCUCGGCUGGUUUAGAAUAGCCAAUAGUGUAGUGUGGUGUGCUUUUCCGUGAUGGCGAGUGGGCAGCGGGCGGCGGGCUCCGCGCAGCCGUCUGUCCUUGAAUCUGCCUGCGGCGGCCGGUGCUGUGUUUUGUGCUGUGUCCACGCGCUGCGGCGACCCCCUCCCCGGUACUGACUCUUAUAAGCGCUUCUCUUUGCAUAGUCACGUAGCUUCCCACCCCCUUCCUGUGUCUCACGCAAGUUUUAUACUCUAAUAUUUAUAUGGCUUUUUUUCUUUGAAAAAAUAAAAUAAAAAUGUUUCUUCUGAAAGA